UUUGUGCUAUUAAUGUUCCUGCAUAAUCAUUUGAGUUCGGCCAGACUAGAUUGUGAAGCAUGUGUGCUGAAUUUGAUCAUAAAAAUGUAACAUCGCCAACAUCUAAGCAAAGUUAAGUUAUAGUUAGACAAUCUGUAAAAAUAGCGUCAUCCUAGUCACCCACCCUGCAAAGCCAUGAUCUGUUAUUCAUCUCAUGACUUUUAUGUCAUCUAAAUCAGUAGUAUAAUCCUAAAACAAAACGGAAGGAAAAAAAUCCAAUGUGCAAAUGGCAGUCAGGGCAUCAACUGUUUACAACAUUACAUAUUUGGGAUGGGGGCUGGCGUGUGAGGAAACCUAAUAAUGUGAUGAGAGCUUGUUUCUGGACUGAGACACUCACAGACAGAGAGGGAGAGGUGUCUUGAGGUCUUCACACUGCUGGGAAAGAGGACGGAAGUACUGGAUUUGUGUGAUCAUACAGAGUAGAUUCCAACUAGUGAAGACUGGGAAACAGGAUUAAAAAUAUAAAGUGCUCAUCUUCUGGAUGUUAUACCGUUGUGUGAUUACCACAAAGGACUUCAAGAUGGAAUCGUUUCUGGAUGCGCCAACCUCGGAUUUUUAAAAUGGUCGAUGGAAUAUAACUCCAAUAAUUUUCUGGAAUUACACUGGGGAAUGUUUUAGGCACUGUCCAGUUGCCUUUUGGUACUUUUUUUUUUUUAAUCACACAGUCUGCAAUUGAUUUUUGUUUUCCCAGAGUUCAUCAACUUUUGAAAUGCUGCCCUUGUUCUUGUUUUCAUUCCUCUGUUUUUCUGCUGCUGUUUUGGUCGCUGAGCAAAGUGCCGGUGACCUGCAGGGCGUCAGCCUCCCCAGUGGGGGAACAGGUUUCAAUCCAGGGGACCCCUGCAUGGUGGUGUCUCCACCAUGUGGAAGUGAGGCCGAUCGCUACAGCUUGGAGGCCCUGCGGAGCAUCCAUCAGAUGAUGGACGAUGACAAGGAUGGAGGGAUUGAGGUGGAGGAGAGUGUGGAGUUCAUCAUUGAAGACAUGAAGCAGCAGCAGACCAACAAACAUAGCCACCUGCACCGAGAAGACCAGCACAUCACAGUGGAAGAGCUUUGGAAAGGGUGGAAGUCAUCUGAAGUUCAUAAUUGGACCCAAGACGACGUUAUCCGCUGGCUCAGGGAGUUUGUCGAAUUGCCGCAAUAUGAGAAGAACUUUAAGGACUUCAAAGUCAAUGGAAACACACUCCCAAGGAUUGCAGCCAAUGAACCUUCAUUCCUGAGUGGCCAUCUCAGAGUCCAGGAUCAGAGGGACAAACAGAAGCUCAACAUUAAAGCUCUUGAUGUAGUGCUGUUUGGGCCACCUACACGUCCCCCUCACAAUUACAUGAAAGAUCUACUGCUCAUUGUGUCAGUAGUGAUGGGAGUUGGAGGCUGCUGGUUUGCUCAGGUGCAGAACAAAAGCAGCAAGAUCCACAUAACCAAGAUGAUGAAGGAUUUGGAAAGUUUGCAGCGGGCUGAACAAAGCCUCCUAGACAUGCAGGAACAACUCGAGCGAGCCCAGGAAGAGAAACGUAAUGUGGCUGAGGAGAAACAAAACUUGGAGGAGAAGAUGCGUGAUGAGAUCAUGGGGGCACAAGAGGAAGCCCAUCGCCUGCAAGCGCUGAGGCAGGGGGCCGUCACUGAGCUAAGCCGCCUCCGAUAUGCAGAAGAAGAACUCGUGCAGGUCCGUGGAGCGCUAAGACAGGCAGAAAAGGACAUGCAUGCCACUUGGACUGCCUCAGAAGUUCUCCAGCAGUGGCUCCAGUUGACCCAUGAAGUUGAGGUUCAGUACUACAAUGUCAAGAAACACAGUGCUGAAUUACAGCUUGCCACAGCCAAAGAAGAGGCAGAAAAAAUUAAGAAGAAGCGAAGCUCUGUGUUUGGGACUCUCCAUGUUGCCCACAGUUCAUCUUUGGACCAGGUUGACCAAAAAAUUCUAGAGGCAAAGAAUGCCUUGUCGGAGGUAACAGCAUGCCUGCGGGAGCGUCUCCAUCGCUGGCAACAGAUUGAGCGCAUCUGUGGCUUCCCCAUCAUUAGGAAUCCCGGCCUUCCCAACCUCACUGCUCUGCUCUACUCAGACUCACUUGCUGCCAGUUUUCCCCGAGUACCUCAGCCAUCUUGGUUAUGCCACAGCUCAGUUCAUGGCUCAAUCGAAGACCUGAUGGAAGAGUCUAUCCUAGUUCCCGGGGCACCACUUAAGAAUUCUCCUCGGACCCGAACGUCUACUGUACUGCGGUCACGUCGCCACGGUGUCACCCAAGCACCAACCACUCUCAUCUCGUCAGAUCCUGACCUUCUCAUCCCGAUUCGGGCUUCUUAUGCUUGUUUCGAUGAGGAUGACGGAGUCUUUCGUAAAACCAUUAAGAAACAAGACUCCCAAGAAAGAUUCUCAGAUUCUGACCAUUCCACUUCUUCUCAUAGCAAAAUGUACCCUUGUCCCACUGCUGAUCCCUCCCAUAGAAAGCUCUACCAUGACGAAACAGAACUUCUUCCAGAAAGGUGUGUGACAAAGCCUGUGAGUAAAGAAUUGGAACCUGAUGUUCAACCUCCGGUUCGGAAAUUUUCCAUGGAAGAAAUUCCUGUAGAUAUUUCCUGCAGGAAGAUGGCUACUGAUAAAGCUCUGGACAGUUCUUUGGAAAAUCCUCCGAUGGUGAUGUCAAAAGAUGGCUCUUUAAUUGAAGUGUCUUUCAGGAAGCGAUCCAGAGAUAGGAGUGAAGUUGUUAAUCGAAAGGUAUCGUCCAAUGAAUUAGAUUCCGAAUUUCCAUCCAGCAAACUAGAGAGAGAAUCGAUAGAGGACGUUACCGACAAUCCGUCAAGGGGUAAACCUCAAGAUCGAGGUGAUAUACCGCUUGAAGUCAAGAAAAUAGUUUGGGAUGAAGUAGAGGCAUCGAAAUUUGGACAAAAGAAGUUAUCGAGAUCUAUAAUGGGGGCUUCGGUCGACAGUGCCUCGAGAAAGCUACUUGAAGGUUCCGAGUAUCCAUUUGACUUAGUCGGCAGAAGGAUUACGAGAGACUCAAUGGGAAUGUCCUUGGAUGGAAGUUCUAGGCAGCUUGAUUGCUCUGUGAGGGGGAUGGCCAAAGACAAAGUGCUUGAAGUGCCUAUAAUACCCUCAAGAAAAAUCUCGAAAGAGGGUUAUUUUGCUGACACGGCAUCCGUAAAGGCUCUACCCAGAGAGGAAACAGAACAUAUGCAGUCUACAUCUUCAAUAGAGAAGCAAGAUUUUGGUUCAGAACCAUCAAUAAGUAGGAGGCAAGGUAAAGAGGAGUGUGAAGCAUCUCUAAGGCGGAAAACACCUCGAAUACCAAGAGAUGAGAAGUUUGCAGAAGAAAAUACCAUUCGGGAUAGAGUCGAGUCACUUACAGAAACACAUCGUCCUCAAAUGGUGAGGGAAGAAUCUGAAGAUUCUGAAUCAAACUCAGUAGCAGGUGAAAGCGAGCGGCCAGAUCUUACAAUGACCUCCAACGUGCCAUGGAAGUCAUCUGCGAAUGUUCUUGCAGCUGGUCCAUUGAGCCAGCUUGUUUACGAUGGAAUCCUGGAGAAGUCCUGCACCUCCAUGGCAGAAACGCCAACCAGUCUUUCUGCUUCGACUCCCAACCUUCCCCAGAGCUUCCCCAGGCUUCAGGCAGAGUCCGAACCACUGGUGGCUCCAGUAAGAGGCACCUCCCAAUCCACUCCAUCCUCGACUGAAGCUAAAGAUGACAGAAACAGAGAUAAAGAAAAAAGCAGGAAGUCCCUGAAGCUGAAAAAUCUUUUCAAAAAGAAAAAUGAAGCAACGGCAGAGAAGAUACAAAGUGGUCUACAGAAACUCUGACCAUGGCUUGAGGAUACUUUUGUCGUAUCUGGUGUACAUUGGCACUCAUUUUUAGAGUCGAAACAUCAAAGCGAUAUUAUCCCAUCGUCUCGAAUAACCUUUUUUUGGCCCUCAGGAAAAUUUACGAUUUGACUGUCAUGACUUUUACCGCCUGCUAUACUUCACUUGGUCAUUUCAUAGAUGGACCAUAAAAAGUUGAGCUCAGAUGAACUCCGUGGUGGGUGCUUGGGGUGCUUUGAGGUGCUUUGGGGGAACGAAAGCGCACACUGUGGCGGCUGUGUCGCAGGUCCCAAGAAUAUUUUUUUAUUUCAUGUGUGGCUUAGUGUUUGAGAACUUUAAACAUAAGAUAUAUCUCAGGCAGCUUUUUUUAGUGCUAUCUCAUAAAUAAUGUCCACCUUGAUAACCUACAAUGAAUAAGCUCCAGCCACUGCAUGAGGAAAUUU
Syngnathus acus (greater pipefish) is the source of this 4269-nucleotide messenger RNA. RefSeq names its product stromal interaction molecule 2-like. Lineage: Eukaryota; Metazoa; Chordata; Actinopteri; Syngnathiformes; Syngnathidae. Gene Ontology annotation, molecular function: calcium channel regulator activity; protein binding; calcium ion binding. Gene Ontology annotation, biological process: activation of store-operated calcium channel activity; store-operated calcium entry; intracellular calcium ion homeostasis. The transcript has 12 exons. Gene Ontology annotation, cellular component: plasma membrane; endoplasmic reticulum. The record is from RefSeq and is a predicted model, not a curated record. Bases 749 to 3826 code for a protein of 1025 amino acids.